AUGACUAACAGGCCAAACGUCUGCGCGUUCUGCAAGAGCAACGAUGAGCCGGCCAGCUUCUACAGCAGCCACGUGCUGAAGGAGAGCCAGAACUACAUCGCGUCGCGGCGGCCGGCAGCAGCGGAUGAUGCCACCCACUCAGCCGUCAUCAGCAUCGAGAUCUGCCCCAGCGAAGGCGAGCCGACGUUUCGCACGUUCGACGAGCGCGCCGACUGCCGCGAGCAUAUGCGCGCACACCAGGCCAAGAAGGUCUACUUCUGCCUGCUCUGCCCGCUGGCCGUUCAUGGCGCGCAACGCGCUCGCCACAAGGACGAGGCGCACCGGCUGCGGUUGCCAUGCGCGCACUGUCGGCGCACGUUCCGCCGGCCCGAGGACCUGGCUGCCCACCAGAUGGUGCACACCGACCAGCGGCCGUUCCACUGCAACCGGUCAGUGCCGCCGGCAGCCGUGCGUGCCGGAAAGAGCUUCACCAAGAAGGCGGUGUGGCGGCAGCACCAGAAGACCCACACGCGCCGGCCGCGGCCGCACCAGUGUCCACAGUGUCCGAAGACGUUCCUCUCGGCGCUCAACCUGGCCGCGCACGCACGCCGCCACCGGCGCACCGAGCUCACCUGUUCGCACUGUCCGCUGCUCUUCAAGUCCGAGAAGCGGCUCCGAAAACACGAGAUGAGCCACUCCGGUGAAAAUCUCCAUUCGUGCGCCGUCUGUCAGAAGACGUUCACCAAGAAGUCGAUGCUGGAAGACCACGCGCGCACCCACACCGGGGAGAAGCCGUACAUCUGCGAGCACUGCGGCGUCGGAUUUGCUCAGCGUUCCAACCUGUCAUCUCACAAGAGUGCUGUGCACUUCAACGAGCGGCCCUUCGAGUGCACGGUCUGCAGUAAGACCUUCAAGAGGAAGCAACUGUUGGAGUUCCACCACAAGGCUGUCCAUACCGGCGAGAGGCCGGCGCGCUGCACCGAGUGCGACGCGUCGUUCGUCUCGGAGCAGCAGCUGCGCAGUCACGCCAAGCGACACAGCGCCGACCGGCCGUACCGCUGCGGCGUGUGCGGCCGCGCCUUCGUCAGCCGCGAGCGCUGCAACGCGCACAUGUUCACCCACUCGGACAAGAGGCCGUUCGAGUGUCGGGUGUGCGGCUGCGGCUACAUGCGGCGGCCGCAGCUGCUGGCGCACAUGGCCGAGCUGCGCCACGGCGCCGGGCCCGAUGACUACAUCAUCAACCAGGCCGUCGUGGAGCCGGCGGACGGCCAGGCCGCAGCCGAGGACGGCACCUCCCACCCAGCGGGGCACUCGGAGAAGCGGACACAACAUGCCGACCACUGGCCGUACAGUGCGCUCGGAAUGGAAUGUUUGUGA
Pollicipes pollicipes is the source of this 1356-nucleotide messenger RNA. Its product is annotated as zinc finger protein OZF. The transcript has 12 exons. The coding region runs from base 1 to 1356 and encodes 451 amino acids. Lineage: Eukaryota; Metazoa; Arthropoda; Thecostraca; Pollicipedomorpha; Pollicipedidae. The record is from RefSeq and is a predicted model, not a curated record.